UGUGGAGCAGCUGGAGCAGGAACACAGAUUUUACUGCGGGAUGAAAUCAGGCUGAGAUUAGAGACCAGCAGGAACAUCUGGAAACAUCUGCUGCUCCAAACUUCCUCCGGCUUCAGGGACAACUGUAGAGUUUCUCCCCCAGGAUCAGGAUGGAGCUGAGCGACAGGCUGCUGAUUUGGAGGGAGCUGGCAGAGAGCUGCGGCGUCUCUACUCUGCAGCAGAGCCUUCAGCAGGUCUGGAAGCUGCUCCUCCUCUGCCUCGUCUGCAGAGUCGUCUUAAGGCUCGGUGUUUGGGCGCCGGUGAAGCACGUCGUCUCCAUGCUGACUGGAACGUACGGCCUCUUCCUGUUCCUGGAUCUGCACACGCUGUGGGUUCUGCUGCUCGCCGUCAGCUGCUACCUCAGCCUGCUGCUCUGCAGGCGCUCAGGCAACAAAGGCCUCUUUGUCUCCGCUGUUAUCCUGGUCUACCUCCUCAUCGGAGAGCUGCAUUUCAUUGACAUGGGAACCUGGAAUAAAAUCCGAGGUUCUCAGAUGGUGGUGGCCAUGAAGGUGAUCUCACUGGCCUUUGAUCUGGACAGAGGAACCGUGAACCAGCUGCCGUCUCCUGCUGAGUUCCUCGGUUACGUUUUCUUUGUGGGCAGCGUCGUCUUUGGGCCGUGGAUCAGCCUGUCAGGCUACAGGAACGCUCUCAAUGCAACGAGACUGAACUACGCCUGGCUCCGAGGUUCGGUCCUCAGUCUGCUGAAAGCUCAGCUCUGCCUGCUGGUGUCCACCUGCGUCGCUCCGUAUCUCUUCCCGCUCUUCCUCCCCCUCUAUGGAAACUCAGUCACACAGAAAUGGCUGCGGGCCUACGAGAACGCCGUGUCCUUCCACUUCAGUAAUUACUUCGUGGGUCAUCUGAGUGAAGGCACCAGCAUGUUGGCUGGAGCAGGAUUCACUGAGGAGAAAGACAAAGUCCACUGGGAUAUGAGCGUGGUGAAGCCUCUCAGCGUGGAGAUGCCUCGCUCCAUGGUGCUGGUGGUGGUCUCCUGGAACAUCCCCAUGUCCCAGUGGUUAAAGAGCUAUGUGUUUAAAACCUCCAUGAAGCUGGGGACGUUCCCAGCGAUCCUGGUGACCUACACGGCCAGCGCCCUGCUGCAUGGUCUGAGUUUUCACCUGGGAGCUGUUCUGCUCACGCUGGGAUUCAUCACCUACGUGGAACACGUGCUGAGGAAGAGGAUGGCCUUCAUCCUUAAUGCCUGCAUCCUGUCCAGACCCUGUGCCUCAGACUGCAGCCAUCGACACAAGAAGAAUGUUUGGGUUCUGCUGCUGAACCUGGUUUUCAGCCUGAUGGUGGUCUUCCAUCUCGCCUACUUGGGCUCCAUGUUUGAUCCUGGAUCAGAUGAACAGGAAGUAGAAGAGGGUUACGCGGCCCUCCACACCAUACAGAGAUGGUCUGAACUGAACUGGGCCGGCCACUGGGUCAUUUUCGCUUCUUGGGUUUUCUACCGUUUGAUUCAGUGAAAUGAUGCUGCAACAAUAAAACUGUUUUUCUAAUAAAAUGUUUCCACUGAGA
This is a messenger RNA of Cyprinodon tularosa, 1554 nucleotides long. RefSeq names its product protein-serine O-palmitoleoyltransferase porcupine-like. Gene Ontology annotation, molecular function: palmitoleoyltransferase activity; Wnt-protein binding. Gene Ontology annotation, biological process: Wnt protein secretion; lipid modification; protein palmitoylation. The transcript has 13 exons. The coding region runs from base 150 to 1502 and encodes 450 amino acids. Lineage: Eukaryota; Metazoa; Chordata; Actinopteri; Cyprinodontiformes; Cyprinodontidae. Gene Ontology annotation, cellular component: membrane; endoplasmic reticulum. The record is from RefSeq and is a predicted model, not a curated record.